Molecule: messenger RNA, 632 nt
Organism: Rhodamnia argentea
Lineage: Eukaryota; Viridiplantae; Streptophyta; Magnoliopsida; Myrtales; Myrtaceae
Product: calvin cycle protein CP12-1, chloroplastic-like
Exons: 1
Coding region: 92-475 (127 amino acids)
Biological process (GO): negative regulation of reductive pentose-phosphate cycle
Cellular component (GO): chloroplast
Source: RefSeq, a predicted model, not a curated record
CCUCAACACAUCUCUUCGGCUAUCUUCACUCCGUCGUGCCUUCAUCUUCGCUUCAUUACGGUAAACAUCUCAAAAAUCCAACCGGGAAACGAUGGCGACACUCACCGGCAUGAACAUCUGCUCCCCCAGGCUCGCGACCAGGCCGCACUGCCCGUUCCAUCCCCGGCCGCAGAGGAUCGUCUUCCCGCGGCCGAGCCGCCCCUGGAGGAUCGGGGGCCGCGCGCCCCGGUCGAUAAGGCCGGUGGCGGCGGCGCCGGAGCAGAUAGACGAGAAGGUCGCGGAGAGCAUAAAGGAGGCGGAGGAGAAGUGCUCGGAGAACCCGGUGAGCGGGGAGUGCGCGGCGGCGUGGGACGAGGUGGAGGAGCUGAGCGCCGCGGCGAGCCAUGCGCGGGACCGGAGCAAGGAGUCGGACCCGCUCGAGAACUACUGCAAGGACAACCCCGAGACCGACGAGUGCCGUACUUACGAUAAUUAGAAGUCCAUUUUAUUUUGAAACAACUUUUUUUUAUUUUUAUUUCUAUGGUUUACUUUAGCUUUUGUAAAAUUAAGAGGUGCAUGCAAAUGCAAUAUGUGGUGGUGUGCGCUAUGGCUUGUUUUUCUGCUGCAAAAUAACAAAUUAUGUUUUAUAUUUA